AUGGGUGGAGCGCGAGCUCGAGAAGCGCAUGGGGAAGCUGCUGCGGCCGGGGGGUCCCACUUUAUCCCUCCUCUCCCUUACUCACCUCCCGUUCCGCGUGACCCCCUUCCUCCCGUUCCCUUUCCCCCCCGUGCGCCAGUUAUGGGUGGAGCUCGAGCUGGAGAAGCGCAUGGGGCAGCUGCUGCUGCUGGGUCCCCCUUCACGCCAUGGGUGGAGCGCGAGUUGGAGAAGCGCAUGGGGCAGCUGCUGCCUCUAGUGGAAGAGUCUUUCUCCGUUGCUUCCUCCCUUGCUAAGCAAUUCGUGCAGGACCCAGCAGUGGAUGCUCUAGUGGAAGAUGACGAUACAGCAUAUGCUGUUGAAGAGCUUGUAGCGGAUCUCGCUUCCAAAGGCAUCCCAGGGGCAGCGGACCUUGAUGACGCACUGCAGCAGUUUGGGAGCGAGCAGAUCGCGGAAUCGGUGGUGGCUUAUUUUGAUGUGCUCAUGGCAGCCGUGGAUGGGCACCUGGAGAACGACGGCGCUCCCAGUGACGGCGAGGGCAGUGAGGGCGCGAGUGAGAGAGGGAGUGAGGGAGCGAGUGAGAGAGGGAGUGAGAGGGGAAGUGGGAGCGACGGGAGUUUCAGGAGGGGGGGGAGGGGCGUGGGGCGGGGUGGUGGGGGGAGCGAGAGUGGGAGUGGGAGUGAGGAAGGGAGUGUGAUAGAGGGUCACGAGGAGGGGGAUUAUGAGGGGAGAGGGGGGAUGAGGGGGGGUGGAAGGGGUGGGAUGGAUGGGCAUAGGCAUGAGAGAGGGGAGAGUAGAGGGAGUGAGUCGUGGGACGAGGAAGGGGAGGAAGGGGAUAGCUAUGGGGAGAGCGAGGAGGAGGACGAGAGGGGAGGAGGACGAGGAGGAGGAAGGGGAGGAGCAGGUGGAGGGGGAAGAGGAGUGAAGGGAGGAGGAGGGGGCAGGAUGGGAAUGGAGGUAGAUGAUAUGGAUGAGGAGGGGAGGCUUGAUGAAGAGGAGGAAGUAGUAGAGGAGGAGGAUGAGGAGGAGUUAGAGGAGGAUGAGAUUGAGGGGGAGGUCCGCGGUAUGGGAAGGCUGCAGGGCGCUGGGAGAGUGAGCUUUCGGGAGGGAGGGGGGAAGGUGGUGUAUGGGGGGGAGGAGGGUGGGAGUGAGGUGGAGAGUGGGAGUGAGAUGGGGAGUGGGAGUGAGAGGGGUGGCGCUAGCAGAGGCGCGAGGGUAGGGGAGGGGGAAGAGGAUGAUAUGUCGAUGAGUGGUGGGGAGGAGAAGCAGGGAGGUGUAGGAAGGGAGGGGAGGGAAGGGUCUGGGGACUGGACUGAGGAUGAGGAGAUGGGGGAGGGGGAGGACGGAUUGAGUGGGAGUGAUGUUGAGGGGGGAGUGGGGGGAGCGCGGGGAGGGGGUGGGGGGAUGAACGUUGGGGAGAGGCAAGGGAGAGGAAUGGGCGAGCUGGGAGGAGAAAUGGGAGAUUCGGAUCAAGGGUCGUUUGAUGAUGACGAUGAUGAUGAUGACGAUAUUCCGUUGGCCGAACCUGGAAGGGAGUAUAUUUCAGGUUCGGAAGAGAAUGAGGAAAGGGAAGGGGAGGAGGAUGAGGAGGGGGUGCGAGGUGACUCUGGCAGUGUGAUUAUACACGAUGGUAUGAGCGCCGCUGGCUCGGCCCGAGGCUCCUUCCGAGGCUCACUCGCUGACUCGGGGUCUUUCCGAGGCUCCGUCGGAGGUUCGGCACGAAGCGGGGUAGGGGCAUACCAGGGUCCAGGGAUGGGAUUUCCGGAGCAGGAGGAGGGGGUUUUCGAUGAUGAUGAUGACGACGACGAUGACGAUGACGAGGAUAUUCCGCUUGCCGAAGCUGGAGGUUCGGGAGAUUAUGGGUCAGGUUCGGACAGCGAUGUGGUGCCAAUUGCACAGCCCGGGCGAGCACCGGACCUCGAUGGGGAAGGCUUGGGGGAUUCUCAAGGAGAAGAAGAUUCAUUUGGGGAGGGGGAUUCUCAAGGGAUGAACUCCCAAGAGGAGGGUUCUCAAGAGGGCGAUUUUCAAGAGGGGGAUUCGCAAGGGGAGAGUGGUUCUCAGGAUGACAUGGGUUUGCCAGAAGAGGGUGGUUCUGUCACUCCUGACAGUGCAUCAGGUUCCGGUGAAGAGAUAGAGGAUGAGGAGGAGGAUGACGAUGAUGAUGACGACGACGAUGAUGAUGAUAUCCCGAUUGCCAUGGUGAAUUUGUCAAGUCAAAGCAACAACAGCAGCUUCGGCAGUUUGGGGGGCAGCGGCGGUGCUGGUGGUGGCGGUGCGGGAGGCAGCGGCAAGCACGAUUUGCCGCACAUCCCAGCGGCAAUCAAGGCUUUGAGAUCGCAGCAUUUCGACGUUCCGCACAAGCCGCUUACAGGGUCAGGGGGUAUGGGCAGUCCAAGAGUUGCCGCCCUCAGCCGGCCAGGUGCAGCUGGUUUCGUUCGUCCGAUGCCCGGGCCGGUUGAGGGCGGAUUCGUUCGUCCGAUGCCGCCUGCUGCCGGCCGCGUCAACUCCUUCUCCGUCUUUUCUGAGCCGCCCCAGAAGCUGCCGACCAACAGGGUGAACUCGUUCUCUGGACACCGUUUGCAGGGUGACGGCGUGCCUCUAACCCCAACUCCUCCACCUCACCCACACCCUCCCAUGUCAGAGCGAGACAGGCUGCUAGCCGCACGAGUUAACUCUUUUCAGAUGCGAGCGGUUAGCAGUAGCCCGCGGGCUGUAGCAACAGCGAACAGAGUCAACUCCUUCUCGCAUCCGGCUAGUGGGUUGGCAUCCCCGCAUGCUACGGCAGCAGGGCGAGUAAAUUCGUUUAAUGUAGACAACCGGCCUGGGACUGGGGGUGGUGCAGGUGGGAUACCGUCCUCUCCUCUUGCCAACCGAGUGAAUUCGUUCAAUGUGGAGGCGAGGGGUGGGAGUGGGAGUGGGUUUGCAGCUUCGCCGCUUGCGAAUCGGGUGAAUUCGUUUCAAGGGGUAGGGGUGGAUGUUAGGGGAGGGGGGGCGAUGGGGAUGGGUGAGACAGGGGUGGGGCAUGGGCGAGGUUCGGUUGGAUUCGGUGGUGGUAGGUUUGGGAUGGGUGUGGGAAGAGGGAGGGGGGUUGCUGGUGGUGCUGCUGUUGGUGGUGGUAGUGGCGGUUCUAAGGUGCCUUCCCGCGAUUCCUUUGACGGGGAAAUGGAAGUUGAGGAAGAGGAGGAUGAAGAGGAUGAGGAGGAGGAGAAGGAAGGGAGAGGAAUGGGAGAGGGUUAUAGGGAUGGAGAUAAGGAGAGUGGUGGAAGUAGCAGGAGCGGCAGUGAGAGGAGCGAGGAGGAGGAGAAUGAUGCUUCAUCAGCAGCAACAGAGGAAGGGGAGGGGAGCAGUGAGGGGGAGGAGAUGAGCGAGGAAGGGGAGGGAGAUGGGGAGGAGGAGGGCAUGCGGAGAGGAAGAGGGAGGUUUGGAAACGAGAGGGGAGAGAGCGGGAGUGGGAGCGGGAGUGAGAGUGAAGGGGAGGAUCGCAGUGAGGGCCGGAGCAGGAGUGGGAGCGAGAGGGAGAGUGGAAGUGAUAGGGGCGGGUCUAGCUUCCUCAGAUCUACCUCCACUGGGUCUGCCUCCCCUGGGUCUGCUGCUCCGUCUCCUGCCGCCUCUCCUGCUGCACUUGCAGGCGCAGCAGCAGCAGUGGGGGUUGUAGGGGCAGUGGCGGGAGUAUCGAUGUCACCUAGGCCGUUUCCGCCAACGAGGGACAGGAGGAGCGAAUCCGGAGGGGGGAGCGGUGGAGCAGGGUUAGGAACGGUGGUGGAGGAGGGGGCUGAAAGGGGAGUGGAGAUGUGGACGGGUGAGGACGGGGCAGGAGCAGCAGGAGCAGGUGCAGGUGCAGGGGCAGGUGCAGGGGCAGUGGGAGGGGGAGAGAGUGUGGGAGUGGGAGAGGAGGGGCCGAAGCGAGUGAGUGUGGGGGUAGGAGAGGAGGUGUUGGUUCCCCUUGUGCCAACACCCCCCGGAGGGGCAAAGAGGAGCCCGUGGGGAAGCUUUGGGCGGAGAAGCUUCAAAAGGUUUGGGGCAGGUGAUUUGGAUGAGGAGGUGGGUGCGUCCCCGUCUCGCCGUACCAAGCUGCAGGAUGGUUCGGCAGCGGACCAGUGGCAGCUUCGGAAGCAUGGCCAGGUUGGGGAUGCCGGUCUGGUUACAGGCUCGGCAGCAGGCUCGGCAGCUGAGUCAGUGGAAGCAGCACCUCUGCAGAGCUUCGGAAGCGUUGACAUGACAAUGGGGGAGGCUGGGAGAGACGAGGAGAGUGUGAAGGAGGAAAGGGAGGGGGAGGAGGGUGCUGGAGAGGAGGGAGGGGACUCUGGUUCGGAAGCCGGGUCUAGUUCUGGUUCGGAAGGUUUAGGGAGUGGGAGGAGGGAAGGGUGGGAUGGGUUGGAGGGGGAGAGGGAGGGUAGGUACGAGGAUGAGAGGGGGAGUGAAGAGGGGAGUGAGAGGAGGAGUGAGGAGGGAAGUGAGAGGGGGAGUGAGGGGUCUAGGGGAGAAGAAGAGGAGGAGAGGGAGAGGCAGUGGGAAAGUUUGAGGGAUGAGGAAGAGGAGGAGGGGAGUGUGAGAGAUGAGGAUGAGGAGAUGGAGAGAGGAGAGAGUGACGGGGAACGCGAGGGAGAGAGUGAGGAGGAGGAGAGGGAGAGACAAUGGGCUAAGAUGCAUGCUGGGAGUGAGGAGGGGAGUGAGGAUGGUAGGGAGGAAGGGAGUGCGAGGGGGAGUGAGGAAGGAAGUGAGAGGGGGAGUGAGGGUGAGAUGGAGGAGGGAAUGGAAUUGGAGGGAAGCAUGGGUGGGGGGAUGAAGGGAAUAGGACAUGCAGACGAGGGAAACGAUAAGGAUGGGGAGGAUGUGGGAGAAGAGAGAGAGAGCGGGAGUGAUGAUGAUGAUGAUGAUGGUGUGGUGGUUGCAGUGGCAGCAGCAGUGCCACCACCACCAGAAGAAGGGCAUUCGGAUAAGGACGAAUACCAAGGCUCAGAACGAGGCUCGGGAAGAGGUUCCGAAGCAGGUUCGGAAACAGGUUCGGAAGCAGGUUUGGAGGCAGGAGAAGGGUUUGGGGAAGAGCAAGGGGAGCAGGAGAAGCAGGAGCAGGAACAGUAUGAGCAAGAGGAAGAGUUGAGUGAGGAUGAGCAGAGGGGAGAGGAGAAGGGAGAUGAGGAUGGGGACAGGCCUUGGGAGCAAAGGGACAGUGGUGGUGCUGGGGCUGGGGGUAUGAGCGAGAGUGAUGGGAGUGAUAGUGAUGACGACGUUGCUGUUGCUGUAGCCGCCCCUUCUGCUGGCUUUGAUGGGCGGGUCUUGGCAGUGGGAGCAAUGGGCUUGGGAAGCAGGAGAGGGGAGGAGCAGGAGGAGGAGCAGGAGGAGGAGCAGGAGGAGGAGGAGGAGGAGGAGGAGGAGAGGGAAGAAAGGGAGCUUCAGGAGAGAGAGUUGGAGGAGGGCGUGAGGAGGGGGAGGCUGGUGGGGAGGAUUCCGGUAGUGAGCGGGAUAGUGAGGAGGAAGGGGAGGGGAGGGGAGCAGAGGCAGUGGGCGGUGGUCUUAUGA
Molecule: messenger RNA, 5517 nt
Organism: Closterium sp. Yama58-4
Lineage: Eukaryota; Viridiplantae; Streptophyta; Zygnematophyceae; Desmidiales; Closteriaceae
Source: the annotation of a GenBank genome assembly